AAGUGCUCGCUCGGUAAUGUCACUCACAGAGGCGCUAGCUACUCUCAGUCACAGAGAAGUGAACGCAAUGUCGACUACCACGGCCUCGGAAAUGACACCCGUGCUUGGAACUCUGCAGACCGUCGGACCCAGUAAUCAGACGUCACCGGUUCUGCCAGCCAACGUUCAGAGCGGUGCCACCGCUCAGCAGACAACCACGGUACAGCCGCAAACGCAGUCUCAACAGACCCAGUACGUUCCACAACCCCCCAAGCCGGUGCAACAAUCGUCCGCGCCAACUGCUUUCAGCGAUUUCCCCCAAUUCUUAACCAAAACGAGACUGCAAGACCUGGUAAGGGAAGUAGAUCCCACCGAGCAAUUGGACGAGGAGGUGGAAGAGAUGCUUCUACAGCUAGCGGAUGACUUUGUCGAGACGACGGUCAACGCAGCUUGUCUCUUGGCGAAACAUCGUCACGCCAACACUGUCGAAGUUAAAGAUGUACAAUUACACUUGGAGAGAAAUUGGAAUAUGUGGAUUCCCGGUUUUGGUACAGACGAGGUACGUCCGUAUAAACGUGCGACCGUUACCGAGGCACAUAAACAAAGAUUGGCGCUUAUACGAAAAACUAUUAAGAAAUAUUAAUCCUCUUGUAUUUUAUACAUUUUUACUUAUAUCAUCCAUUCUACUACUGACAAAAUUGUCCAUUUAUCUUGUACAUAACUCGCCCUCUUCACACGUGUGCCAAUAACAUUUCUUUAUCUAUUAAAAAUAUAGUAAUCUUACAGAAAUAA
Messenger RNA from Vollenhovia emeryi, 771 nucleotides. It is a transcript of the gene Taf12, whose product is annotated as transcription initiation factor TFIID subunit 12. The coding region runs from base 17 to 622 and encodes 201 amino acids. Gene Ontology annotation, molecular function: protein heterodimerization activity; DNA binding; TBP-class protein binding. Lineage: Eukaryota; Metazoa; Arthropoda; Insecta; Hymenoptera; Formicidae. The transcript has 3 exons. Gene Ontology annotation, biological process: RNA polymerase II preinitiation complex assembly; DNA-templated transcription initiation. The record is from RefSeq and is a predicted model, not a curated record. Gene Ontology annotation, cellular component: SLIK (SAGA-like) complex; SAGA complex; transcription factor TFIID complex.